AAAGGCCCAUUAAGCAAAAGCCUUCCCCGUUCCGUCGUCGUGUUGGUCCGGCCGGCUCGGGAGGGAAGAAACCUUUGGAAACCCUAGCCACGCCACGCCCCCCCUCUCCGCUUCCCGGCUGCUCUUCGCUGCUAGGAGAGGAGGAAGCUAUGGGCGCCGAGGAGGACGCUGCUGCCCGCCGCGAGCGCCUCCGUGCCCUCCGCGCCGCCAAGGAGCUCCUAUCCACCCCCGCCCCCGACGGAGAACAGCAAAAUGGAACCCAUGGUGCCACAGAAGAACACGUGGAACAGCCUGCAUUACCAGGUCCACAGGAUGCACCUGAUGAAGCUUCUAAGGAGAACAUUAGCUCCAUUGAGGAGGUCAAGGAGGUUCAAGAUGAUGGUGAGCUUCCUGCCAUGAAGUUCAGAAACUACCUUCCUCAUGAUGAACAACUCCGAGGUGGUAAGCUAGCUCCAGUUUCUCUUCCUAAGUUUGAAGAUCCAAUCAGUGCUGAAGCUGCAGAACCAAAGCAAGUGGAGAACCCUUUUGGAAACAUAGCCCCAAAGAAUCCAAACUGGGAUCUGAAACGUGAUGUGCAGAAGAGAAUUGACAAACUGGAGAAGCGAACACAGAAAGCAUUGGCGGAAAUUGCAUUGGAGCAACAGAGGGAGAAAGAAGCCCUGGAGGAAGCUCAAGAUUGACCAACCUGAGUCAGUGACAGAACUCGUAAUAUGUAAGGUACUUGGGGCGCUUAGUGUAUCUACCGGUGGGGAUGAACUGAAGUGAAGCAACCUUGAUAAGUAUGAGAGAUGGUGCCUGGAUAGGACUUGUUUUUGAGGUAGGAUAGCUAAUAUAUAAAACUAGAGUGAAAUUUGUCCAGUGCUACAUGAAAACCUGAACUGUAGUAGCUGUGUCCUGUUUUAUGUAGACCAGAUCAAACUAGUGGGGUGAUUAUGAAGCAUGCCUUCAUGCUGCGCUGAGCAGAGUGAGGGUAUGUUUGGUUGGUUGUAUUAUUUGAUUCAUGUAUGAAAUGGUUCAAAAUAAUGAUGAUCCUUUUGUUUGGUUGGUUGAAUUGUACCAACUCAUUCAGGAUGAA
Molecule: messenger RNA, 1075 nt
Organism: Setaria italica (foxtail millet)
Lineage: Eukaryota; Viridiplantae; Streptophyta; Magnoliopsida; Poales; Poaceae
Product: coiled-coil domain-containing protein 12
Exons: 5
Coding region: 150-680 (176 amino acids)
Cellular component (GO): U2-type spliceosomal complex; post-mRNA release spliceosomal complex
Source: RefSeq, a predicted model, not a curated record